AUGGCUUCCUUUCGCCUGACGAUCGAAGAUGGCCAGUUCCGCGAUGCCCAAGGCCGCCAGAUUGUCCUCCGCGGCAUCAACGUUGCUGGAGACACCAAACUGCCGAGCGAGCCCAACACGCCGUCUCAUGUCGGCGACGACUUCUUCGACGGCGACAAUGUGACCUUCCACCAGCGGCCGUUUACCAAACAAGAUGCCCCGAUGCACUUUGCGAGGAUCCGGCGGUUCGGAUUCAACACGAUCCGAUAUCUCUUCACCUGGGAGGCCCUUGAGGCCGCCGGGCCCGGCAUCUACGACGAAGAAUACAUCCAGCACACCAUUGAGGUCUUGAGAAUUGCCAAAUCCUAUGGCUUCUACGUCUUCAUGGACCCCCACCAGGACGUCUGGUCCAGGUUCACCGGCGGCUCUGGAGCCCCCAUGUGGACCAUCUAUGCCUGUGGCCUGAACCCGCAGAGCUUUGCUGCUACCGAGGCGGCCAUCGUUCAUAAUACCUACCCCGAGCCAGAUAGUUUCCCCAAGAUGAUCUGGUCCACAAACUACUACCGACUUGCUGCUGGCACCAUCUUCACCUUUUUCUUUGCUGGCAGGGAUUUCGCCCCCAAGUGCAUCAUCGACGGCGUCAACAUUCAGGAUUAUCUACAGGAUCACUUCAUCAACGCAUGUGCCCAUCUUGCGAAGCGCAUCCAUGAGGCCGGGGAUCUCGAAAACGAAGUCGUCAUAGGUUGGGAGAGCAUGAACGAGCCGAACCGAGGCAUGACCGGAUACGUUGAUUUGAGCGUCAUUCCCAAAGAGCACCCUCUCAAGAAGGGAACGUGCCCGACAAUGUGGCAGACUUUCCUAACGGGCAUGGGCAGGGCGUGCGAAGUUGAUACCUGGGACAUGGGGGGACUUGGUCCAUACAAGACGGGCACCAAGCUUGUGGAUCCGCAUGGCGAAUUUGCCUGGCUGCCAGAAGGAUACGACGACUCGAGGUAUGGAUGGAAGCGUGAUGCUGGGUGGAAGCUUGGCGAAUGCAUCUGGGCCCAACACGGCGUGUGGGAUAUCGCGACAGAUACCCUCCUGAAGAAGGACUAUUUUUCCAAGAACCCAAAUACUGGGAAAACGAUUGAUUACCCAGAAUUCACAAACACCUAUUUCCUCGACUUUUGGAGGAAGUACAGCGGAGCUUGUCGCGCCCACCACAAGGACUGCAUCAUGUUCAUGCAGUAUCCGACUUUGGAGCUUCCUCCCGAGAUCAAAGGCACAGAGGACGAUGAUCCAAAGAUGGCCUUCACCCCUCAUUUCUAUGACGGCAUCACCCUCAUGACAAAGCAUUGGAACAGUAGUUGGAAUGUCGACGUCGUUGGCGUGCUCCGGGGCAAGUAUUGGCACCCUGCGUUUGCUAUUAGAAUUGGCGAGACGGCCAUUCGGAACUGUUUAAGAGAUCAGCUUGCAACUCUUAGACAGGAAGGCCUCGAUCGGACAGGCAAUCAUCCUUGCCUGAUGACAGAAUUUGGCAUUCCCUAUGAUAUGGAUGAUAAAAAGGCAUACAAGACAGGAGACUACUCGAGCCAGUCGGCGGCACUGGAUGCAAACUAUUUUGCGGCCGAAGGAUCGGGAAUGGAAGGGUAUUGUCUGUGGGUGUACUCUACAACAAACGAUCACGAGAGGGGAGAUCAAUGGAACGGAGAGGAUUUGUCCAUCAUUUCUGUGGACGACAAGCUCCCCGAGACAUCAUCCAUACUGAGCGAGCAUGCGUUUGAUCAAUCAACUACGAGCUUGGUCAAACCUGGCGCCACCAUCGUUACUGCGGAAACUCUGGAUGAUGCUGGAGUGAAUCCUGGAAAUCUUCAACGCACACUUACGAACCCGUCAAUCAGCUCUGCCCCCUCCGAUAAAGACCCUGAGCUGGCAAACACUCCGGGCUACCGUGCCGCAGAAGCUUUCAUCCGCCCAACGCCAACCGUUGUGGCAGGGAAAUUGCUCUCUUCUGGCUUUGACCUACGUAAAUGCACCUUUAGCAUCAAAGUUUCAGCUCCCCAGGCUGCAGCCGAUGAUACCCCUACUAUUAUAUUCCUUCCCGAGUACCAUUUCCCCAAGCAAGAGUGCGAAACCACUGUCUCGGCCGGCAGAUGGGAGAUUGGCCUUGACAACAGCCAGGGCACACUGCUUCAGGUCCUCCGAUGGUGGCAUCCCGAAGGAGAACAGACCCUGACAGUCAAGGGACCGAUACGCAAGUACAAUCUCGCCGAAGGGACUUCUGACGACGCAAGCUACUUGGAGCAAUGCCAAGCCGGAACUGGGGGAAACUGCUGCAUUAUGUAA
Trichoderma aggressivum f. europaeum is the source of this 2304-nucleotide messenger RNA. Its product is annotated as CAZyme family GH5. Gene Ontology annotation, molecular function: steryl-beta-glucosidase activity. The transcript has a single exon. NCBI's taxonomy places the organism in Eukaryota, Fungi, Ascomycota, Sordariomycetes, Hypocreales, Hypocreaceae. Gene Ontology annotation, biological process: carbohydrate metabolic process; ergosteryl 3-beta-D-glucoside catabolic process. The record is from RefSeq and is a predicted model, not a curated record. Bases 1 to 2304 code for a protein of 767 amino acids.